This is a messenger RNA of Moneuplotes crassus, 550 nucleotides long. Lineage: Eukaryota; Ciliophora; Spirotrichea; Euplotida; Euplotidae. The record is from the annotation of a GenBank genome assembly.
UUAAAUAUAUAUUUAUUAUUAUUUAAUAAACAGGCUAAAAUAAUAAUCAUGGGAAGAAUGUACUCAAAUGGAAAAGGUGUCGCCAGAAGAUGCCUCCCUUAUAGAAGAACCCCACCAAGCUGGUUGGAAGUAUCCGUUGAUGACCUUUGCGACCAAAUUGUAAGACUUGCUAAGAAGGGACUCCACCCAUCUCAAAUUGGUGUUCUCCUUAGAGACCAACACGGUAUUCCUCAAGUUAAGAGUGUCACUGGAUCCAAGAUCUUGAGAAUUUUGAAGAAUAACGGACUCGCUCCAGAAAUUCCAGAAGAUCUGUACCACUUGAUCAAAAAGGCUGUAUCAAUGAGAAAACAUUUGGAAGCAAACAACAAGGACAUGAACUGCAAAUACCAUUUAAUUCUCACUGAAUCUAAAAUUCACAGAUUGGCUAGAUACUACAGAAAGACACAGGCUUUGCCACCAACCUGGAAAUACGUGUCCUCCACUGCUAAGACCCUCGUGUCAUAAUCUUAUGGUCAAAAUAAGAAUUCAAUAUGAUCAAGAGUCGCUUCUU